AUGAUAUUUGGUCUACAGACCACGGUAAAACGUCUUCGAGAUACCAAGCCGCAUUUAGCACGAUGGUUGCCCAACACCGGCGCUCGUUUGAUUGCAAUAGUGAAAGAAAGUGAAGAAAAACUGGCAUCCAAAUCGGAAAUGGCUCGACUUCAGAAGGAAUAUCGUAAAGCAGGCAUGGACGUCACAAUAAUAUCACCCGUCAAGAAAGAAGACUUUUUCAAUCAACGAUAUUUCUCCUUGAUAGACCUAAUGUAUGCGGCUCGCGACAAGAAAACAAAAUGGACUGUCUUAAUAGACGACGAUACAUUCUUCCCCUCCCUUCGUGCCCUCCUCGAUGAACUUGCCCUUCACGACCAUACCCAACCUCAAUACAUUGGCGGAUUAUCCGAGAACUGGGCUGCCGUGAGAAUGUACGGGCUCAUGGCAUUUGGAGGGGCAGGAGUUUUUAUUUCCACGCCGCUAGCUAAAAUUAUCCAUGAAAAUAACGAAGAGUGCGAAAACAACAUGCGACUCACCUCCGGAGAUUCACUGGUGAUGGACUGCAUAUAUGGACAUUCCAAAGUUCAGCUCAAGGCAGUAGCUGGACUUUCUCAGAUCGAUUUCGUGGGAGACCAUUCUGGAUUCUAUGAGAGCGGGAGAAGAGUAUUAUCUCUACAUCAUUGGAAAGCAGGAUCUGCGACCAAAUAUCCCUACGAAAUGGACAAGAUGCAUCUAGUAUCAGACGUGUGUGACGAAUGUUUUCUGCAACGUUGGCAAUUCAAAAAUGAUGUUGUCCUUACUAAUGGCUUCAGCAUUGCUAAAUAUCCCAUUGGUUCGUUAGAACGAGGGGCGAGGAGUGCAUUAAGUAAUUCGGCAAUGCUAGAUGGAGCUGUCGAUUUGAGGAGAACAGAAGUGACUUGGGAUGAUAAGAAUAUAGAUGUUGAGCAUAGCCUAGCGCCCACAAGACCAGAAUUGAGCAGGGAGCAGAAGCUUAGCUGGAAAUUUCUGGAUAGCUUUCUGGUGGAGAAGGGACGUGUUGUUCGACAGAUAUAUGUGAGAAAAGGAGUCGAGGGAGAGGGAAAAGGAGAUGAAGUUCUAAUUCUGAAUUGGAGACGAGCCAGAAAGAAUCACAGUGGAAGAGGAAAGAAAAAUCAGUGA
Sclerotinia sclerotiorum 1980 UF-70 is the source of this 1137-nucleotide messenger RNA. RefSeq lists its product as hypothetical. The record is from RefSeq and is a predicted model, not a curated record. Gene Ontology annotation, molecular function: acetylglucosaminyltransferase activity. The transcript has a single exon. Bases 1 to 1137 code for a protein of 378 amino acids. NCBI's taxonomy places the organism in Eukaryota, Fungi, Ascomycota, Leotiomycetes, Helotiales, Sclerotiniaceae.